GCCGCUGCCGCCGCCGGUGGCGACUUCCGGUGGCGCGCGGCGGAAGUGACGCAGCCGCGGCGGCCGGGAUGGCGGCGCCGAAGGUGAAGCAGGACAUGGCGCCGCCCGGCGGCUACGGGCCCGUGGACUACAAACGGCACCUCCCGCGCCGUGGCCUCUCAGGUUACAGCCUCUUCGCGCUCGGUAUCGGCAGCCUCCUGCUGGGCUACUACACCAUCGUCAAGUGGAACCGGGAGCGCAGGCGGCUGCAGAUCGAGGACCUGGAGGCACGGAUCGCGCUGAUGCCGCUGCUGCAGGCGGAGGCCGACCGCAGGAUCCUGCGGCAGCUGCGGCAGAACCUGGACGAGGAGGCCAAAAUCAUGAAGGACGUUCCCGGCUGGAAGGUCGGGGAAUCCGUGUUCCACACCAACCGCUGGGUGCCGCCGACGCUGGACGAGCUGUACUACCUGCGCCCCCCCACCCAGAUGGACGCCGAGAAGUUCGGGCUGCAGUAUUACGUCUGAGCCCCCCCCCCAAAUCCGCCACUUGGGGGGGGUCCUUGUCCCCCCCCCGGGGGUCUCCUGUGUCCCCUGGGGGUGUGUCCCCCCCCCUCGAGCACCUCCCAUUAAACCCGUGUGGAUAUGUGGCUGUU
Molecule: messenger RNA, 631 nt
Organism: Anas platyrhynchos (mallard)
Lineage: Eukaryota; Metazoa; Chordata; Aves; Anseriformes; Anatidae
Gene: NDUFA13
Product: NADH:ubiquinone oxidoreductase subunit A13
Cellular component (GO): respiratory chain complex I
Source: RefSeq, a predicted model, not a curated record